This is a messenger RNA of Prunus avium (sweet cherry), 787 nucleotides long. The record is from RefSeq and is a predicted model, not a curated record. Lineage: Eukaryota; Viridiplantae; Streptophyta; Magnoliopsida; Rosales; Rosaceae.
GAGAUUUGCAGCUUUAUAUGUCAGUAAACAUAUCUUUUCUCUGGAUGGUGAGAUUGAUGAGAUUGUGGGCCAUACAUAUUUAUUUCUAAAAGAGCAGCUUGAGCUUUCAACUAUGCCACCCUCUUCUAGUAUACUGCAUGGAACCAUAAUAGCAGAUCAGUUUAUUGCUUGCGGUAAAUCGAGAGACAUGGCUCAUGAUCUUGCUUCCCAGAUUUGGCUGGCUGUUCUUGACAAUUUAGAGGAAAAUGAGCACACUUUUCAAAUACUUAAACGUCUCGCACAAGAGGGGGAUCAGGUUUUUCUUCCAUACCCCUACUCAAGAUCAUUCAAAGUCCAAUGGAGGGUGUUUGAAAAGCUCUUCACAGAUUUUCGCGACUGCUUUGAUCAUGUAGAUUACUAUGAUGUGUUGGCUUGCGCAAAGACCAAAUUUCAGCCAAUACCAUCCACUUGGUUAGGUUACUGAUCCACCUCAAAUGCCUAUUUAUUCAGGAUUCAUGAGUAUUUGUAUACAUAUAGGGGUCACUCUUUGCUUCUGCCUUCCGUCUCAUCUUGAAGAGAAUGGCCGUCUGAAAAAUUGAAAGUCUUGUGUAACAUGCUUGAUAGGAGCAUAAAGAAACUGUUUAUUUUUGUACUGUUAAUAGUUGCAUGAUUCGAAUAUGUACCCAAAUAGAGGAGAAGAGUCGCUUGAAAUUUUUUGUUGUAUAACUACAAGAACCACGAGAAUGUAGUGCAACUUGAAAUUAUAUUUUAGCACAAAAGCAGUGAACAGGAUUCUUUUUGGGUCAAA